AUGACUUCGUCUCGAUCGACCAUAAACGUCUCUGGAGAGGGUACCAAGAAACCUCGUAUCCGUAUAUGGACCGCGGCGUUUCGAACCAACAACAAAACUCCAUCCCGCCGACAGCAGAAUAAACUGCCACGGCAGCCACACGAUGAUAGUCCAGAACGACGGUUGCAGUCGUUUCCUCAGCCGGACCAGGGAUGCUCAGGGGACAUUUGCCACCUUUCCGGGGAAUCGGAUACCCCUGUCGUUCAGAGCCAGUUCCGCUGCGACCACAAUCAAGGCCCAUCGUCCUCUGCAGCAACGAGCAAGUUGCCAAGAAUUAGGUCCUGGGACGGACCGUCUGGUCCCGUUCUUGCCGGCUGCCUCAGCAACUGGAAAAACAUGCGACAAGAUGCGCAAACGAAAAACGACCCAAGCUUGCCCUUUGCUCUUUUUGGGAAUAGAGACAAACCUGCCACAUCAAUGCCCCUGAAUAUCGAUAUCCAUAACGGCAUGCAAGAUGUGGUCAUCACCAGCGGCUUGCCACCAACUAAUUACGAAGUACAGAGUACGGAUGCGCCCCAGAUCUCGCAAGAAAGGAUUCAACCAUCCACGCGGUGUCGGUGUUCUGGUGACCCAUACCACUGGAUCAUCCGAAACGCCACCUGCGAGGCUGCGACCCAACCACUGCCCUGUGCCCUGUGCUCAAAAUGGGACAUGAAUCAGCUUCGCUUGGGCUAA
Sodiomyces alkalinus F11 is the source of this 714-nucleotide messenger RNA. RefSeq lists its product as hypothetical. NCBI's taxonomy places the organism in Eukaryota, Fungi, Ascomycota, Sordariomycetes, Glomerellales, Plectosphaerellaceae. The record is from RefSeq and is a predicted model, not a curated record. Bases 1 to 714 code for a protein of 237 amino acids. The transcript is spliced from 7 exons.